UCAAACUCAGGUUUAAUAAUACUUAAUUAUCAUUAUUUUGUAUCUUUAUUUUAUUAUUUAGACAUAAUUUUAGAUGGUAAUUAUUGAAUGGAGAGAUUAGUAACGUCUCACCACUACACAUAUGUCUCUCACUGCUACACCGUUGUCUCUCACUACAGUAUAGUUGUAUCUCUUCACUAUCCUGGCGUGUCUCACCGCUAUGCAGUUCUCUCACAGUUCGUGCCUCAGCAAGCACCAACCAAUACUUGUUUACGACUCUAGCGACCUCUUAUUAACAUUUCCAUGAACACGCUAGACUCUGCAGGAGCAUUGUUCUCACAGUAGUGGAGCAGACACAGCUCUGACAAGGUCAAAUCUUUAUCCCUCCAGCACAGGGCGUCGGCGAACCUUUUCAUCUGUAUCCCUCCAGCACAAGGCGUCGGCGCAAGGCGAGGAGGAUGAGGUGGUGGGUGGUGGUGGUGGUGGUGGGGCUCCUGCUGGUGGCGACGGGCCCCGCCCUGGGGUACCAGGUCCUCGUCCUGGUGCCUGUAGGUUACCGCAGCAUCUAUCAACUGUGUCGGUCCCUCUCUGUGGCCCUGGGGGACGCUGGCCACUCCGUCACUCUUGUGUCCUCCUUCGAAACUUCUGUAAGUGAGAAUAACGUGCGGGAGGUGCACACCGGCGCUGACAAUCAACACAUGCAACAUAUCAACAUUUUCCACACCGGGACCAGCAGCUAUCUCGCCUACACACUAUUAAAGGACACCACUCAGAACAUUGGCCGAGCGAUGUGGACUAACCCAGCGAUACAGCAGCUAUGGCAAGAGAGAAAUACCUUCGAUGCCAUAAUAAUUGUCUGUUACAUGAACGAGAUCGCCGUUCCCUUCUUGCUGGGUUACAAUGGCGUAUACGUCAACUUCUGCACGCCGGGUAUCGAGCCCAUACACAUUGCGCAACAGGGCAACAUCCCGCCUGCCUCUGUCGUGCCCUCAAGGUUGCUCCCCUUCACCCAGCACAUGACCUUCCUUCAGCGAGCCAUAAACCCAUUAACUAUUCUCUACGUUUAUACGCUACCUUAUUUCACGGCGCUUCCCCGCGCCCAGAAGCUGCUGGAGGAGUACUUCCCGGAGAUGCCGCCCCUUACUCAACUCUACUCGAAUAGUUCGCUGACUCUCAUCAACAGUCACUUCGCUGUGGACGGCCUCGUGCCUCUCCUGCCUACUCAGGUGGAGGUGGGCACCAUCUCCGCUAAGAGACCUCGACCACUCCCACAGGAUCUGGAGGAGUUCGUGGAGGGAGCCGGCGAGGACGGAGUCAUUCUCUUCAGCCUCGGCAGUAUUGCGAAGAGCUCCGACAUCCCACAGGAAUACAAGGUGAUGCUGGUGGAGGCGUUCCGGCAGCUGCCUCAGCGGGUCGUCUGGAAGUACGAGGGAGACGACCUCCACCUUCCCCCAAAUGUCCUCACCAGGAAGUGGAUCCCCCAGCAAGACAUCCUAGGACACAGGAGGACGCGGGUGUUCGUCUCCCACUGUGGGAUCCAGAGUACGCAGGAGGCCCUGUACCACGGCGUGCCCGUCCUCGCCAUGCCCAUAGCUUUCGACCAGCCUCGCAACGCUGUUUCCUUGGCCACCAGAGGAUAUGCUCUGGUCCUCAAUUGGCAGGACUUGAGUGUUGAUGCCAUCCUGAAAGCUAUCAACACACUCAUCAACGAUCCUACGUACCAGGAGGGACUAAGGAAGGUGUCGGUGACGCUGCAGGACCAGAAGGAGAGCGCCGGGGCGCGGGCUGUGUGGUGGGUGGAGUACGCCAUCCGCCACAAGGGGUCGCCCCACCUCCUCUACGCUGGCAAGAACCUCCACCUGUUCCAGUACCUGUUGCUUGACGUCCUGCUCUUCUGGCUCUUGGUCCUGGCCGUGUUGGUCUUCCUCUUCUGCUACUGCCUCACCAGGUGCCUCAACUGCUGCCGCAGAGGCAAGGCCAAGGUCGAGUGACACGACCAGUUGACGAAUGGAAAUGUGGUUCCCAGAACCGACGAGGACAGAAACAAAAGAUACAAUGGUCU
Molecule: messenger RNA, 2041 nt
Organism: Procambarus clarkii (red swamp crayfish)
Lineage: Eukaryota; Metazoa; Arthropoda; Malacostraca; Decapoda; Cambaridae
Product: UDP-glucosyltransferase 2
Molecular function (GO): UDP-glycosyltransferase activity
Source: RefSeq, a predicted model, not a curated record